Messenger RNA from Pyricularia pennisetigena, 357 nucleotides. RefSeq lists its product as uncharacterized. The coding region runs from base 1 to 159 and encodes 52 amino acids. The transcript has 2 exons. The record is from RefSeq and is a predicted model, not a curated record. Lineage: Eukaryota; Fungi; Ascomycota; Sordariomycetes; Magnaporthales; Pyriculariaceae.
AUGGAUUGUGCUUUGAUGGAAACUACCACCCUCAUACCCAGCGACUCGCGGCAGCCUCAAAACUAUGCGCUGGUAGCAUCACCAAUGGAAACCCCGAAUCCGUCCGUGUUUUUGAACCUGCAGCUCCACGCCCUCCGCACCCUUACCAGCAUGGAAUGAACAGCUUAAGCAGAGCGCCACAAUCAAAAGAGGCUGUUUCCUUUCUCAAACUUCCGAUCAUGCAACAUACCACACAAAGGCCUCUUAGCGCCAUUUCUGAUAUACAAAAUGGCUAAUAAAUCCAUAAAACCUCCCGAAAAUGGGGCAUUCCUCGGAGUACAUUACAAGACGCCGGGUGCAAUUCCAAGCGAGGUAUGA